AGGAGGUUUGACAACGCCAUCUAGAGGAAUUUCACCCACAGGAACUCUCAACAAUUUCAACCUUUUAGGAACUAAAUGGCACACAGGUUCAAAACCACACUACAUCAGAGAUGUGUUUACAAUAAAGAAAUAAAGAGUUUUAAAAAAAAACUAAACAAUUUGCACCUUUACAAUGGCAGGUCAAAUACUACUAUAUUUAAAAACUUGACUCGCAUUCGUGUUUUGGCUUUUGCAUUUGGUUCAACUGUUCUGGGUCGUUCUGUACUCUGUAAAAUGUGCAUGAGUAAACUGGAAAGGAUAUGUGCAUGGUUAAAAAUAGCAAAGGGGCAGAGCAACUGCAAGUCAGCGACAGCUGGGGCUGGUUCCCAGCUGGUUUUAUUUUAUUUUUGCACAUGUGCAGUGUUUUGAUGCCAUUAUGUUAAGAGAAGUUAAGUUGAAUGUAGACAAAGUGGACGGCUGGCAUGUAAGGGAGUUCUCCAGUGGAUAUAAGGCGAUGCUCUCUACUUCAGGGUUCAGUGUUCAUGUUCACGUAUCAUCCUUGAUUUGCUGUAUUUUGCAACAGUAAAUCCAAGAACUGCACCUGACUCUACCUGUCGUUGGGUUUUGUUUCCUUUUGAGGUAUUGUCUUCAGCCUUUUUGAACUAUAUGACUACGUGUUUUCGAAGACCAUUUUUUUAUCUGCAACCCCUUAAAGAUUUAACGCUGAACAGUCCCGCCAAAUAAUAAUGGUCGUUAGUGAAUGAUCAGACCCAGCUGUGACAAUGUAAUGGGCUGGAGAGGAAGGAGUUAAAAUAUUGCCUCUUUUGGUUAAAGAUUAACUAGCAAGAUUAUCACAUUCAGAAUGGGGCUCAUUAAUACCUAACACUGACCUUAACAAUCAAAGCGCUGCAGAUUCAGCCGCCUGUCAAGAUGAGCAACUUCGGGCAGAUCCUAAAGGAGGUUGGAGAGUUUGGUUUGUUUCAGAAACGUUUAGUGGCUGCAUUAUGCAUCCCUUGCAUAUUUAGUUCUUUUGACUUGAUUGGUCAGGUGUUUACCGGCAUGAGCUUCCCACAUCACUGCAACACUGACUGGAUCUUGAAGCCUGGGCCUAACCUGACCGAUGAGAGACAAAGAAAUCUCACCCUCCCUGUGAACAAGGAUGGAACGUUUGAAAGCUGUAAAAUGUUCACACCUGUGGAUUUGGAUUUGGAAACCAUUGAAGCACGUGGGAUUAACAGUACAACUGGAUGCAUAGAUGGAUGGGACUACGAGGCACCAGAAGGUGCUUCCAGCAUUGUGACAGAGUUUGAUCUGGUUUGUGACAACAGUGGUUUCGUCGAGGCAUCACAGUCCAUCUACAUGGCAGGUUGUCUGGUUGGAGCGCUGUUGUAUGGGGCAAUAUCUGACAGAUUUGGGCGACGCUUUGCAACCCUUCUCUGCCUCUUUGACUUACUGUUGUUUGGUGUGGGUGCUGCGUUCUCACCAAACAUCUAUGUCUAUAUGAUCCUAAAAUUUUUCUGUGGGACUUCAGCAGGUGUCUGCAUGAUGAAUGCCACCGUGUUGGGAUUGGAGUGGACUGAUCCCUCUAAGGCUGCUCUUUGCGCACAGAUCAUGAUUUUUUUCUUUCCUGUUGGAAUGAUGCUGUUGUGUGGUAUUGCAUAUUUAAUCAACGACUGGAGGAUCCUGCAGAUGGUGCUCUUCAGUCCCCUCAUCCUUGUCCUGGGAGUCUUUUACUGGUCUCUCCCAGAGUCAGCUCGCUGGCUCAUGACCCAUGGAAGGAAGGAUAAAGCAAUAAAGGAACUUCGGAGGGCAGCCAGGGUGAAUGAGAGGAUGGUCCAUGAUGAUCUGCUAAAUGAGUUGGAGAUGGAGGAUACAUCUGAAAAAAGAAACAUGUUUGACAUCUUCCGAAUACCAUAUUUGAGAAAACGUACCCUCAUAAUGGGCUUUAACUGGUUUUCAACAAGUCUGCUAUAUUAUGGACUGACCCUGAAUACUGGUGGUUUUGGCCUGAAUCUCUACCUCACACAGUUCAUCUUUGGAGUUGUCGAAAUUCCUGCAAUCUUGAGCUGUUUGUUUUUGAUUCAGCACUUUGGAAGGAAAAUAACUCAAGCAGGCUUUCUGUUCUUUGGGGGUGUUGCUUGCCUCAUGGUCCUUGCCAUCCCUAAAGAUCUUCCAGUGGUGGUCACAAUCAUUGCCUCACUGGGGAAAUAUUUUUCCACUGCCUCUUUCAGCACACUAUACGUUUAUACUGCAGAGUUAUACCCAACCAUUUUAAGGCACAAUGGUGUAGGUGUAAAUGCCAUGUGUUCUCGUUUGGGAGGUGUCGUCUCUCCACUAAUCUGGCUCCUGGAGGUCCACCAUUACACCAUCCCCAUGCUAAUAUAUGGCAUCGCCCCUGUUGUUGCUGGGGGUUUCUGUUUGCUUCUGCCUGAAACCCUCAAUGUUGAACUUCAAGACCACACUGAGCUGAAGAAACCAGUGGAUGGAUCUACGGGGAACAGAUACAGUUCUGAAGAAAUCCUUGAACAGCACAAACUGUAACUUAUAAUUAAACCAUCGUCAGAAAUUCUAAAUUUCUAAUUUAUUAUCUGGUCUGAAAGAUGUUAACUACAAUUAAGCUAAACCAACUUUAGAAUAAAUAAUUUAAACUUUCUUUAAUUAUCUCCCCACCUAGUUACUGUUGCCUAGGAGGUUAUCUUUUUUUAUCCGUGUGUUUGUUGGUUGGUGGCCUGUCAACAUUAGGUUUUCAUACUGCUUGUCAAAAAACACAUUAUUUUUCAUAUAUUGUGCAUGCUUCUACAGCCGGUAGCUAUGGCUGUGGUACAACUGUACAUGUUUGAACCCGAUCUAGAGCAGGAUGUUUCAAAGUGGUUAGUUAAUAUUUUGUAUAGAGUUGUUGUUGUUGGUUGUUUUCAUUAAAUUGACUGCCGCUCUUUUGCUUCUCAAUUGAUGUAUUCACAAAUGCUUCAACAUGUGAUUUGCAUGCAUUGUUUAAUUUAUCGUAAUUUAUGCUAAUAUUACUUACAUUAACCUACAUUUCACAGCUUGUGUUACUGCUUUGUUGAACGUUUAGGACAUACGGAAGCUAAAAAGAAAAGUGUGCUUGGUAAGUAUUUAUGAAUGUUGGUUAAAGAUUACUUACCAAGAUCAUAUAUAUGCAACUACAGUGACAGACUUAUUCUUUCUUAUUGUUUAUAACCUGGGCUGGCACAUACUGAAUGCUGCACUUUCAUGAUGACGCACUAAACAUUCAGCCAUAUGUCAAUAUGAGCAACUUUGGGCAGAUCAUAAAGGAGGUUGAAGAGUUUGAUUUAUUUCAGUAACAUUUAGUCGCUGCAUUAUGCAUUUGCAGCAUCUUUGCUGCUUUUAACACGAUUGGUCAGCUGUUAGCUUUCAUCAUCACUGCAACACUGACUGGAUCUUGGAGCGCGGGCCAAACCUGACUGAUGAGAGACAAAGAAAUCUCAUCCUCCCUGUGAACAAGGAUGGAAAGUGGAAAGUGUGUGUUUAUAUACUCUUAAAUUACUCUAUUAUUUGCCAACUGUGAUUUAACUCAUCACCAAGUCAUAACAAUAAGUGUGAUUGUACUUUCUUACAGGCAGAAUGGUGUUGGAUUUAACUCAGCAUGUGCUCGUGUGGCGGGCUUCCUCGCUCCCCUUUUCCAGCUCCUGGAUGUCUAUCAUUACAGCAUCCCCAUGCUGAUAUAUGGCAUCUGCCCCUUAAUUGCUGGGGGUUUGUGUUGGCUACUGCCUGAAACCCUCAAUGUUCAACUUCAAGAACACACUACUGAGCUGAAGUGAGCUGAGUAUAAAUAUCAAAUUAACUUUGUUGAGUGGGUUGUGCAUAAAAAUUGUACAUUAAAAUGCUUUUUAUGCUUUUGAUUUUAGAAAACUGGUGAAUGAAUCUAUAGAGGAACGGACACAGUGCUUAACAACUCAAUCAAGAGCUGGAAUUUGAAAUUAAAUUAUAAUCAAGAGUUCAAAGUUCAGUUUGUUCCUUAUCUAUUAUCAGGUAUAAAAUGGUGUCAAGUACAGUCUUUGCUUUUUUAACCACAUUUUUUCAAUGAAGUAAUCAAACUCUUGGGUAAUGACGGUUACAACAUUUUAAAGUGUUUUUUUAAUUUCAUUUUAAAUUGUUGUUUGAGUUGUUUUUUAGUGCACUUUAUUACUGCCAAUAUUGUAGAAAUUGAUGUAUUCACAAAUGGUUCUCAAAUAAAAACUUGUUCUGUUCCAAA
Acanthopagrus latus (yellowfin seabream) is the source of this 4213-nucleotide messenger RNA. RefSeq names its product solute carrier family 22 member 13-like. NCBI's taxonomy places the organism in Eukaryota, Metazoa, Chordata, Actinopteri, Spariformes, Sparidae. Gene Ontology annotation, biological process: transmembrane transport. The record is from RefSeq and is a predicted model, not a curated record. Gene Ontology annotation, molecular function: transmembrane transporter activity. Bases 910 to 2520 code for a protein of 536 amino acids. The transcript is spliced from 10 exons. Gene Ontology annotation, cellular component: membrane.